UACGAUUAUAUGUCAGGAAUUGUGGAAAAACUGAGUUUAAAUAUCUUUGUAUGUAAACUUCUGACUUCAGCUGUAUAUAGCAACCACUAGAACGGAAGUUCCGAGACAAAAUUUUCAAGGUGGCUGUGCACUAGUUUCUCUGGCACAUAAGGUGAAUAGAGCCACAUGUUUUUUGACAGUUUUUACAAAUGUAAUGCUUUAAACAUCACAUUACCUGCUAAGAAUAUAUGCAGAUGCAAAUGAAAACACUGGAGACCGGAAGUUCAAAACAGGCGAAUUGUGGAACACCGCAUUCAGGAAAAAGGUGUUCUGGCCGUCCACAUGAUCUAAAAGAAAAUGUGAUUCAUCAGACCAGGCCACCUUCUUCCAUUGCUCCAUGGUCCAGUUCUGAUGCUCACGUGCCCAUUGUAGGCGCUUUCGGCGGUGGACAGGGGUCAGCAUGGGCACUGUGACCGGUCUGCGACUACGCAGCCCCAUACGCAGCAUGCUGCGAUGCACUGUGUGUUCUGACACCUUUCUAUCAUGGCCAGCAUCAAGUUAUUCAGCAAUUUGUGCUACAGUAGCUCUUCUGAGAGAUCGGACCAGACGGGCUAGCCUUCGCUCCCCAGAUGCAUCAGUGAGCCUUGGGCACCCGUGACCCUGUCGCCUGUUCACCGAUUGUCCUUCCUUGAACCACUUUUGCCCUGCACAAUGAAACAAACCAUGAUUGUGCUGAAGUGCUGAGACAUCAGAGGUAGCAAGGAUGAGUUUAUCAGGUGACAUCUCCUCUUCACACCAUCGAAGGAACCCACACAGGACCUGCCGCACCAUCACUGAAGUUCUGACAGAACUUGACACACCUGAUUCGGGUGACGUUUCCAUCUUGCAUAGUGAGAGAACCUCAGAGACUCAAAAUCUAUAUCCUGCCAAGUCAUGUGGAUGGAGAAGAACUAAGAAGAAAAAGGAGAAACCUCAAGCAGUCAACAAAAGUGCCCCUACUGACUCUCCUGUUUGUUUACAACAAUCUUUAAAUCAAGUAACAGGUAUAAAUGGACAAGUUUCUUCAAAGUCACAUGAACCUGAGCCAAAGGUGCCUCAAAAAGAUACUAUCCCCAAAGCAAUGACUUCAAAAAGAUCUCAUAAGGGCAGAAAGAAGGUAGGCACUCAGCCCUAUGAGAAAGGAGUGGAUGCCUCAGACGACGUAACUGGUAACAAAGUUUGUUCUGAAAGAGUGGACAAAGCUGCACACAUUGCAAGCCCCGAACCACACAAAACAAAAAGGGCCACAAAAGGGACACGCUUUCGGCACUGUAAAAAAAUGUAUACCCCCUCUGAGGUUUCUACGGGGCUUCCCAAAUGUACUACUAUAUCUCAUCGGCCUCAAAAGGAGAUAUCUUCCUGUCACACUAAAUAUGAUUGUAGCUCUAGACCAUGUACUCCAAAACGGGGCAAGCUUCAGCUAAGCCCUUUUCUCAGCUCUACACCGAAAUCAGAACUCCAACCCCUGUCUCCAAACACAGCUGAGGAUAAUUGUUCACCACAAAGACCCCCUAGACCUCAGAAUGUGCCACUGACAAGUCCAGCAAGGUCUUGUCAGAAACCUCCUCCAGAUGCAACACCAUCAAGAACGGACAAACCUCAGAGGCUUGCUGCAGCAGGAAGGCCAGGAGGUCGCAGAAAAAGGAAUGUGCAGGAAAAGUCAAGCACCUCUCCCAAAGUGAAACGCUGCAAGAAGAGUGCAGCAUCUCCAGUAAUAUCUCCUCAGGAAGAGCCCUCCGUUGAGAUGCCUCCUUCUGUCAGGCCUUUCUUGAAAACACAGGAGACAAAGCCUCAGGAAUCAGGUAUAGAAACAGCGACAGAUGCGGUCUAUACAGAUCAAAACAUGUCCUCUGACCUCUCGAUUGAACUGAGCCUUCAAGAGGAGCCCUACCCUCUCAACAACUCCCUCUUGCAGGAAGAGGAUCAGGAUGAUGAUGAAGAGGAGCUACCCAGCUUCUUGCAGCAGGACAAUAAAAAGCGUUUGUCAAUCACAGAGGGACUCUGCGUGUGGUGUAAACUGAGAAAAUACCCCUACUGGCCAGCAGUGGUUAAAAGUGUAAAUCACAAGAGCAAAAAAGCUAGCAUUGUGUUUAUUGAUGGUUUCCUGCUUGAUAAAAAGAGAAUCAGAAAAGGGUUUUCUGUAUCCCUGCGAACCCUAAAGCCCUUGGAUUGUGAAGAGUCAGAUAAACUUGUGGAUAUAGCGAAAGAGAAGUACGGCAGUGCUAUUACCUGGUCUCUGGAACUGAUAUCAGACUAUAGAAUCCGCAUCGAGUUUGGACAUGGACUUUAUUACCACCUGCCUGUAGAAUCUCCAAAUUGCAAAUGUUGUGGCUCUUUCGCUGGUUCCUUCAUCGAAUAUUGUGCUGCAGACAUCAGCUGCCCAGUAAGGAAAAAGUAUUCUGAAGGGAAAUUUGUGCUGACCUUCCCCAGUCAGGAGAUUCUGAGCCAGCAAUGCAACAACUCGGAUGAAAAUGUUGAGGAUAUUGUUGUGGAAGAGCAAGACGAGCUCCUUUCGAAGAAGGUGCUGCCGGACCGAUCAAAAGCUGCACGCAACCGUGCCAACGAGCAGUUGGUGGACUUCAUCGUCAACAAGCGAAGAGUCGAAAAUCGCUUAUUGGCAGUCAUCAGCGGUCAGGAGUCAUCUAAAUGGCUUCAAGCCCUUCUGAAGCCCACACGCCCAGUGGUUGAUGUCUAUUUGGAAGAUGAGGAACAGGUUGAUAAGGUGUACCGUUACCUGAACAAAGUCUGUGACAACGCCCUUCAAAGAAACACCUGCCUGGAAAAUAUCCAGGCAGACAGGAUUCGCCUUAUUCUUGAUGUGCUUCUGCCAGAGGCAAUUAUCUAUGCCAUUGCUGGAGUCCACAAGCUUUCCUUGGAGAACGCGGAGGAAAAGUAUCGUAGAGGGCCAUGCUUUAGUAACAGAGAAAGACAAGAGUUUGACAUGAUGAUUGAACAGCAGAUGAAACUUAAGAAAAUCACACAGCGUCAUCAACAGUGACAGUUCACAAAACAGCUAUUUUAAAGACACAUGGACUUAUUAACCAUUUCUUUGUUCUAUUUGACGGCACUUAAUCAUGGUGUGUUGGAAAGUGGUUUGAUGUCAUCUUUCUUGGAAAAUCAUUAUUAUCAUUGUAUAAUAAACUACCUUUAUUUUUUUUUUUUUUCAUGCCUCAGAGACAAAAAUCGGACUUUUCGGGCUGAGUGGCAUAUCAUAACAUAAUCAAUAUGCUAAAGCUGAGAAAAUAUGUUGCUGUCAGUGUGCAUGCAGUAUAUGUAGUUGAGUAACAUGCAUUGUUAUAAUACAUAAAAACAUUUUAAUAACAUUUAUUUUAUUCCUCAGAUCACUUACAGUAAAUGGGAUGAAUGUGGUUUGUUACAUUAUUUUAAAAUUGCUUAAGCAAGUUUGUUUAAGGUGGCAUGGGUGUUUGUAACUAUUUGUAACGUUACAAUGUCAAGGUGCAUUUAUAAUCAAAACACUUAUGUCUCCUUAAAGGUAUAGUUCACUCAAAAGUGAAAAUUCUCAUCAUUUACUCACUGCCAUCUUAAAUGUGUAUGAUUUUUUUCCUUCUGCAGAACACAAACAAAGAUUUUUGGAAGAAUAUCUCAGUCAACUCUGUCAGCCCAUACUAUGCAAGUGAGUGUUGACCAAAAAUUUCAAGCACCUAAAAGCAGCAUAAAACUAAUCCAUAUGACUUUCUAAGCAAUUAUACUUCCUAGUGCUUGACGCAUGUGCAGAGCGCUAGGAAGUGUAAUCAAGAUUGAAAUCAUGAUCAUCAAGGAGACUGCCGAUGUCAAGAUUUAUAAGGAAAAAAAGAGAUAUAUUCUGGUCUGUUCUCCCCUUAAACAGAUUGGAUUUCUUCAGAAGACAUGAAUUAAACCACUGGAGUCACAUAGAUUACUUUCAUGCUGCCUUUGUGUUUUUUGGAUCUUCAAAGUUUUGGUCACCAUUCACUUGCAUUGUGUGGACCAACAGAGCUGGGAUAUUCUUCUAAAAAUCAUUGUUUGUUAGGUUGAGUAAAUGAUGAGGAUUUUCUUUUUUGGGUGAACUAUUCCUUUAAAACCUCCAAAAUGCUGUGUAUUUAUCCUGGUUAUUGUGAGAAUAUUAAUGUUCCAAAGUUGGAUGAUAAUAUGAUUUUUUUUGACCACUUGACAGUUCACAAUAUACUUGUAAUACAUAGGUUUUUCUACUCAGUGGUAUAAAAAAAGUGCUCAUGCACAUAUUUUAUACAAGACUUAAUUUUUGUUUAUCAUUAAAUCUUUAUUUUAAAACACC
Messenger RNA from Myxocyprinus asiaticus (Chinese sucker), 4291 nucleotides. RefSeq names its product PWWP domain-containing DNA repair factor 3B-like. The record is from RefSeq and is a predicted model, not a curated record. NCBI's taxonomy places the organism in Eukaryota, Metazoa, Chordata, Actinopteri, Cypriniformes, Catostomidae. The coding region runs from base 743 to 3016 and encodes 757 amino acids. The transcript has 14 exons.